AUGAACGACCGCGCUGUCGCCGAGCGCUCCGGUGUGGGAUGGUUCGGCAAGAACACCAACAUUCUCACUCCGACCCACGGCUCCUGGGUGUUUCUGGCUGAGGUGGUUACCGAUCUGGAGCUCAGACCGGACCCUCCUCUCAAGAAGACAUGCGGUGAGUGUGUCCGCUGCAUUCCGGCCUGCCCGACCGACGCGAUCGUCGCCCCGUUCGUUAUAGACAACCGCAGGUGCAUAUCGUUCCUGACGAUCGAGCUUCGCGGCCCCAUUCCGCUCGACCUGCGUCCGCUGAUGGGCGACUGGGUGUUCGGUUGCGACAUCUGCCAGGAGGUGUGCCCGGUCAAUCGCAAGGCCGCGCCGAGCCGGGAGAUGGAGUUUCGAAAGCGGCACGACUUCGACGCGCCUGAGCUCAUCCCGCUGCUGAGCCUCGACGAAGAGGGUUUCAGGCAGCGGUUCAAUGGCAGUCCCAUCCGGCGCGCCAAGCUCGCGGGACUCCAGAGGAACGUGUGCGUUGCGCUGGGGAACAUCGGCGACACUGUGGCAGUACCGGCGCUGGCUCGGGCUCUAUACUCGGACGAAGCCCUUGUCCGGUCACAUGCCGCCUGGGCACUCGGUCAGAUCGGCGGCGAGACGGCGCGUGGGGUGCUGCGAACGGCGCUGCUGGAAGAGGACGACUCCGACGUGGCCGGGGAGAUUAGGGAUGCUCUUGCGCGGGUCACGAGCUCUUCGUGA
Messenger RNA from Geodia barretti, 729 nucleotides. Lineage: Eukaryota; Metazoa; Porifera; Demospongiae; Tetractinellida; Geodiidae. The record is from the annotation of a GenBank genome assembly.